Messenger RNA from Pseudonaja textilis, 7166 nucleotides. Lineage: Eukaryota; Metazoa; Chordata; Lepidosauria; Squamata; Elapidae. The record is from RefSeq and is a predicted model, not a curated record.
UAGCAACAAAAGGAAGUAUUUGUUGUUGCCCUCUCCUGCGGGACUCCCUACCAGUAAAUCCCGGGGUCUCGAGGCCUGGAGGCGUUGCCGGGCCGCUCAGCCCGGCGUGCGGGACCCCGUCUCAGGGAACGGCGGGGCUUCCGAAGGGCCCCGGAGGAUUUGGCCUUGCCAGCCUUGCCUCCCCCUCGUCCGUUUGGUUCCCCUCCGCCCGAUCCGUCCGUUGCUCGCCGAACGGGAGGCGAAGAGCUCGGCGGGGUUUCUCUUCCCGGGAAAUGGUGGGUCGUCGUGGGGCCUCUCUUCUACCUCAGGGCGAGCUAAGUCGCGGACUGUGAUCUCCGCCAGCCCGCCCGCCCGCCCGGAGCCUCCCGGGAGAAGCGAGGGCCGUGGACCCUGGCACUCCUGAACCCGAAUCUCAGGGUUUUCGGCCCUGAUCGCGGCCUCCUUCGACGUCGGAUGCCUUAGGAAGCCUGGAAUUAAUCUGCGGGCUGCUCUUGCUGUCGCCCUACUUGAACGGGAUGCUUCCCGCUGGGAUGUCCUGAAAUGCACUGGAUGCCUCGAUUGGAGGUCCAGCUCACCGCCUGUGUCUCUCUCUUUCCCCUCUUCACUCAGGGUCUCCUCCACGUGUCUUCUUCAGCCUCUGGGAUGGGGCUUCAUCCUUGAUAACCUCCUGCUCCAAAGAUGGGGCUCUGAAGGCCUGCCUGGAUUCUGAAGGAUGUGGCCUUGAAUGCCUUGGGCUUUUGGAAAAAUCAGCUCAGUUUAAAACUCGGCCCCCCAAAACCGAAAAAUCAGCUUAACCCCACUCAUCACCCAAUGCAUUUUGUGCUGUGUUUUAAUGUACAUUAAUAUGUCUGGCUCUGGGCCGCAUUCCCUGUUUUGGGAGGAAGUUUGUGUCGGUGGCUCCUGAUAAAUGAAUGUUGUGCCGAUCUGGGAAAUUCAGAAUGAUUUGACAGAGAAUAGGGGAUUAUUCCAAUGUGCUGUAUAAGAUGUUCAACUGGAGAAGGUUACUCUACAUCGCUGCAAUAAAAACCAGUUCUAACACACACAACCACAAGCUGAGGAUUUCAUAAUUUGAGGUCUUGGAAUGGUUGGGUGAGAAGAGGGGACCUGAAGCUCUGCAAUGAGACUGAGGGGUAUGUCUGAAUGCCUGUGGAUCCCUCUUUAAAGAGAGACAGGAUUAAGAAGGACAUUGGACGUGAGCAAUGGCUGAGGGCGAUGCUGCUCUGAGCAGUGAGCCGCCUAUGGGUCAAGAGGAACGGCCAUACAAAUGCAAGCAGUGCCCGCGGAGCUACCGCCACGCCGGCAGCCUGGUGAAUCACCGCCGUACCCACGAGGUAGGCCUUUUCCGCUGCCUGCUGUGCCACAAGGAUUUCUCCAACCCCAUGUCCCUGAAGAGUCACCUGCGCACUCAUACGGAAGAGAAGCGUCACAAAUGCCCAGACUGCGGCAGAAGCUUCAGAGUCUCAUCCCAGCUUCCAAGCCACCACUGUCCAGCUCAGGCCACCCAGGAGCAGGAAGAAGGCCAGAGGGAUGGGAGUUACAGCUUCCAAAGGGGCCAAGGUACGUCUUCUCCAGAUGUUGAUUCCCGUUCUGGGAUGGAAGGCAGCAGUGGGAGCCUGUUGUCCAACCUGGAGAAGUACAUUGCUGAGUCGGUGGUGCCAGCUGACUAUUCUCAGCAGGAGUUUCCAAUCAAAAUGAAAGAGGAGAAGCAGGAUCUGCUCCCGGGGCAUGAGGAGGAUGGGGAAGAGUCUGGGCUGCUGGCUGCCAUGGAGGAUGAGCGCCGUUACAAAUGCAACCAGUGUGAUAAAGCUUACAAACACCCCGGCAGCUUGACUAACCACAAACAGAGCCACACUCUGGGGGUCUAUCAGUGUGCCAUGUGUUACAAGGAGUUCUCCAACCUCAUGGCCCUCAGAAGCCACGCCCGUCUCCAUUCGGAGUAUCGGCCCUACAAGUGCCGCUUUUGCCACAAAGCCUUCCGGUUGCCCUCGGAGCUGCUGAGUCAUCAGAAAGCCCACAGCCAGGAAGAGAGCAAAUCCACAGACCCGUCAGCCUGGGAGGAUUUGGAGCAUGAUGUUUGGGAGGAGGACUCGAUAGAAACAUCAGCAAAGUUGGACAUCUAUCAGCCUCCUCCUGUGGGCACAGGCUUCGGGGACAGGGCUCCCUGCAGCCUCAAGGAUACCUCCAAGGCCGGUGGUGGAGAACGCUGUAAUCCAGAUGGAGAGCUGUGCGUCCGCUGCGGUGGGACCUUUGCUGACGAGGAGGAAUUAAAGGAACACAGUUGCCUUUACCCAAAGGAGGCAGAUGAAGAAGAAGAGGCUGAGGGCAGUAGCCCUUCCCAAGCAGCCCCCAGCUCCAAUGAAGCUUGGGAAGCCCGUCUGAAGAGCGAGGAAGGCUUUCCCAUGUCUGAAGAGCGCCCUUUCCGCUGUGGGGACUGUGGGAGGACAUACCGCCAUGCGGGGAGUCUCAUUAACCACCGGAAGAGCCAUCAGAUUGGGGUGUACAGUUGUACCGUCUGUUCAAAACAGUUGUACAAUUUGGCCGCCUUGAAGAACCACUUGCGGGUCCACCUCAGGUCCAAGCUCAACUCCUCGGCCCCAGAAGAGGCUUCCCAGCACCCGUCUGGGAUCCUGGACCCAUCGAAAGCACAGGACUACCCUGACAACUGCCCUACCCAGCCCUCGGACGCCUGGAGUGGACCAGCUGCCUGUCCCAAGGAAGAGGAAGAAAGGACUCUCGGGGAGGAAGAACGACCCUACCGGUGUGAAGAUUGCGGGAGGAGUUAUCGCCACCGUGGCAGUCUGGUGAACCAUCGCCACACUCAUCAAACAGGAAUCUUCCAGUGCUCCAUCUGCCCCAAGCAAUACUCCAACCUCAUGGCACUCCGGAACCACGUCCGCGUGCAUUUGCGGGCUGCGCGCAUGCGGGGCAAAGAAUUAGGGGACGGCUUGACUUGCAGUAAUUGCGGAGAGAGUUUUGAGGAAGAGGCCGAAUUCCAGCUUCAUCAGCUACGCCAUCUGCCCUGCACAGAGGACAUUGAGGCGGCCGAGGUGUCUAGGCUUGGCGUCCUUCACUCUCAGGAAGCAGAUCUUCUUCAGACUAUUAAACAGGACGUAGAAGCCCUGGAGAAUGGGGCAACAGUGGCUGAGGACAUCCUCCCAGCCUCAGAGAUGCCUCAGAUUUGUCACCAGUGCGGGUUGGCCUUCCCUACUGUGGCUAGCCUGCAGACUCACACCGUGCAACACGGCAAUGGAAGGGAGCGUUUGGAAGGGGUGGUGGAAGGAACCGAGCCACCUGUCCCCAUCCAGCGUCUCUAUGAGUGUGAGCUGUGUGGCAAGUCGUACCGGCAUUCAGGAAGCCUCAUCAAUCAUAAGCAGACGCACCAGACAGGUGACUUCAGCUGUUCACUUUGCAGCAAACACUUCCAAAACGUGGCCUCCCUCAAAAGUCACUUGCGUGGCCAUCAGAGGCCCAGGAGAGGACUGUCCGAGACACUGGUGACCACAAAUGAGGACACUGACACUGAAGCUGGCGCCGCCAUGCCUAUGGCUUUAUCUUUGGCAGAAGAGCUGAGAGAGAGUUGCAGUGUUCUGGAAAAAGAUGCCGCAGCCAAUGAUUGGCAAACCCAGUCACAAGCGUCUUCCCCAUUGCCUGACGAUUCUGAAGGCCUUCCUUAUCUCUGUGAGCAGUGUGGGUUGGGCUUUCACCAGGCCAAGAACUUAAUUGAACACCGGCAGACCCAUCAAGCUGGCAUCUACCAAUGUUCUCUCUGCCCUAAAGAGUAUCCCACCCUCCUCGCUCUAAAACACCACUUCCACGGGCACGCCAAGGCCACAGCAUCUGGCCAGGACAACCCCAUGGGUGAAGGCCACACUGAGGAGCAGCCAUUCCUCUGCAGCCUCUGCGGCAUGAUCUUCCCCAGCGAAGAGAGCCUUCAGGAUCACCACAGCCUCUUGCAUGAGGAGGGCGAAGGCCGGAGUGACAGUCCUCAUGUGCUGAAAAGGGAAACCGAAGAGCAGCUGGAUGGUGGAGGGGAUCCUGAGGAGGAGCAGCUCUUCUCCCACAUCUGUGGUUAUUGUGGACAGACAUUCGACGAUAUGGCCAGCUUGGAAGAGCACAGCAACGGGCAUCUGGAAGAGAAAGCAGCAGCCCUGGCCGAUACCUCUAUCCAGCUCCGGCGAGCUCCACGCAUGGAGGAUGACCCGCCCCAUCCACCGGCACCUUUGGUGGAAACACUUCCUCUUGCUGAUGACCUGCUGGACAGCCGGCCUUAUGCCUGUGGUCAGUGUGGCAAGACCUACCGUCAUGGUGGCAGCUUAGUUAAUCACAAAAAGAUCCACCUGAUUGGAGAUUACCAGUGCAGCAUCUGUUGCCGGCAAUACCGUAAUUUGUCUGCCUAUCGGAAUCACCUUCGAAACCACCCAAGAUGCAAGAUGAACGGCAGCGUACCCCAACUCCGACAAUUGAUCCCUGCUGCAGAAAGGGGGCUGCCUUGCACUUACGAGAAGCUAAAGGAUGAGCCGUGUGGUGCUUCCCAAAAUGGAGAAGCUCCUCCAAGCAAUUCUUUCCUUGCCUGUCCUAUAGGAAAAGAAAGAGUGGAACAAGGGGAAGAGUUGAGCUCAGGGCUUUCAAAGAGCAGAGAAGCUCAGGAAUGUGAUGUUCCUGGAGAAGGGAAUGAGAAGAUGGAGCCCCACCAAGCAAUACAGGAAAUGGAGACAACAGAGAAAGAGGAAGAAGGAGCAGCAGAGGAGAAGGGCCCUCAGGCGGAAGAGGAAGACUCUCUCUUGGAACGCCCCUUCCAGUGUGAUGUUUGUGGACGCAGCUACAAGCAUGCCGGCAGCCUCAUCAACCACAAACAGACCCAUAAGACAGGCCUCUUUCACUGCAGCAUUUGCCAGAAGCAGUUCUACAAUCUCAUGGCCCUCAAAAACCACAACCGCACCCAUUUUGAAACCAAACGCUACCGAUGUGCUGAGUGCCCCAAGGCGUUCCGGCUCCAAAAGCAACUGGCCAGCCACCAGCGCAUACAUCGGGACAGGAGGCCAGAGCCUGCUUUCCACUUGGUCCAUCAGAGGCCCCUUCGGGCCAAGCGAGCUAGCAAGGCAGAGACAUUCCCGCUUCUUCCGGCCCCUGCUAAGCAACUUCCAGAUCCUGAAGACCGUCCAUACAGAUGUGCGCAGUGUGGACGCUCAUACCGCCACGCAGGCAGCUUGCUCAACCACCAGAAGAGCCACAAGGUCGGGCACUUCCCCUGUCCCUUGUGCAGCAAGGCUUACCCCAAUCUCAUGUCCCUGAAGAACCACCAGCGCAUCCACUACGAAGUGAAACGUCACCAGUGUCCCGACUGCGGCAAAGCCUUCAAGUGGCAACGGCAACUGCAGAGGCACCAGCGCCGACCCCAUUCUUUCAGCAAGGUCAUGCCAGGGCAAGAGACUGAAAGAACUAGAACGGAUUGCGAAAGAGAUCAGGGGACCAACCCCGGAGAGGCACCUGUCGGGACUUUGCAGAACCAGCCGCGACCCAAACGCUUUCGCAACCGUGCCUCCCAAAAGAACCACAGUCGUGUACGUGCAAAGAAGCGUUUGGAGUGCUCGGAUUGCGGCAAAGCUUACCAGGCUUCCAGGGACCUGAUGCAGCAUCUAAGAAGGCAUCAAGCUGAGGAAAAAGGGGACAGUCCUAAAGGCAAGCUGCCAGAGGACCAGCUUUACAAGUGUCAUAGCUGUGAGCGGACGUACCGCCAUCCUGGUAGUCUGCUAAAUCACAAGAAGGCCCACGCGACCGGCCUCUAUCACUGCCCCUCUUGCCAGAGGGACUUCUACAACCUUCUGGCUCUCAAGAACCACCUUCACAUCCACACGGACAAGAGACGUCACCGAUGCCCCCAUUGUGGCAAGGCCUUCCGGACGGCUAAGCAGUUGGCCACCCACACGAAGGUCCACGGCAGGCCUGAGGGAGAAGAGACCUUCUCCUGCCCUGUCUGCUCGAAGAGGUUCUUCCACCACCUUACCUUCCAGCAGCACCAGUUGUUGCACACCAAGAAGAAAACCCUUCUGUUAAAGGUGGCAUUUACCUACUCUCCCAUCCAGUCUGGACCUGAAUUCCCCUGAGGAAGAGCCACUAAACCUAAUCCUGCACAAUAUGAAACAAUGCCCCUUAUUUCUCCCCAUUUCAGUUCUCAACAGGCAAGACUAACAAUGCUAAGCAGCAGCAAGGUGUCUCAGGAUAAUAGGCCUGGCGGUCCAACACUGGAAAGGCAACCGAGCAGGAAGGGAAGAUUUCCUUGUUUUGGUUGUCAUGAUGGGGGGUGGGGGGUGGGGGAAAUCUCAGCUUGAGAGAACGCUUGGAGUACUGUGAGUGGGCUGAUUCCUUAAUUCUGUUUUGCCCAGAAUACUUGGACCCCUUUAGGGUUUAGUGUUGAUCUGGAUGCAGAUCAGAUUGCAGAGAAGGGAUUCUAACCCCUGGGGGGAUUUCUCUACAGCUGGGAGGGGGGAACAGAGAAGGGAACCAAAUUAGCUGGGCUUGUUUUUCAAACACCCUGAGUUGUUUUUUUUUUUAAAGACCAGCCAGAAUGGAGAUGCCUUGAAACAAAGCAUCUUAGCAUGCUUUCCCUGUUCUGCAAGGCACAGCCAGAGGUUACUGGAGGUGCAUUAAAGAGCUGUCACCCUCAUAAUCCCUAGAAUUUGUAAAUGGUAUAUAGGGAUCAGCUUUUAGACUAUAGGGAUGUAGUAGGUGGGAUUAUGAAGACAUUAAAAAAUUAAACAAGAGGACUAGAAACUUGACCAUCACCAGGCUAUCUUCUUCUGUUUUGGGGUUGGCAUGGGUACCUGUUUCACUAUUGCUCUGAGGCCAGCCCCCAAUUUUGUCCUCAUUCAGGUAGAAUUUGGUUCAGUGGCAGAAUAAAUGUUUUUAAGUAGGAAAAGAGCUCUUCAUUUGUGAUUAAAGUUUUAUAGACUUUCUAACAUAGGCGGGUAAUAUUUUUCAUAGGGCGUGGGAGGGACAUGUAUUGGCUUAUUUUGCCAGCUGAAAUCUGUUUUUUUUUUCCUGCCUUCAAUGUUUAUCCUUACGAUGCCCAAUAACUCCAGAAUGUUGACGAUCAAGUCCUGUUUAUGCUGCUGUUUUGGAUAACUGACAUUUUAGCUCUGGUUCAGCAAAAAAAAAAAAAAAGUAAG